Chiroxiphia lanceolata (lance-tailed manakin) is the source of this 1476-nucleotide messenger RNA. Its product is annotated as thioredoxin-interacting protein-like. NCBI's taxonomy places the organism in Eukaryota, Metazoa, Chordata, Aves, Passeriformes, Pipridae. Gene Ontology annotation, molecular function: ubiquitin protein ligase binding. Gene Ontology annotation, biological process: protein transport. Gene Ontology annotation, cellular component: cytoplasm. The record is from RefSeq and is a predicted model, not a curated record.
ACAGCGCUGAGGGCAGCGGCAGGCGCGGACGUUAUCAGCCCGGAACAACUCCUAAAAACCUGUCCAGUCGCCUCAAAACAAAGCGUCCGUCCAACCGACCUUUGUGCCUGUGACUCGCCUGGUUCCAGGCGGGCUUUCUUGCUCCAAGGUGUUAAAGCCCCACAAGCUUUCCUUUUUGCGUCCCCGCGCUGCCCCAGCCAUGGUGAUGUUCAAGAAGGUGAAGAGCUUCGUGGUGCUCUUCAGCGAGCCCGACAAGAUCUACUGCAGCGACAAGGUGGCCGGGCGUGUGGUCGUGGAGGUGGCCGAGGUGACCCGCGUCAAUGCCGUCAAGGUGUUGGCGUGUGGGGUGGCCAAAGUGACCUGGGCCAAGGGCCCGGCCCAGUGCCGGCAGGAGAUGGAGUACCUGCGCUUCGAGGACGUGCUGGCGCUCGAGGAGCAGCCCACGGAUGACGACGGCUCCGUCAUCCUCAGGCCUGGGAACAAGUACGAGUACAAGUUCGGCUUCGAGCUGCCCCAGGGGCCGCUGGGCACCACGUUCAAGGGGAAGUACGGCUGCGUGGAUUACUGGGUGAAGGCAUCCCUGGAGCGCCCUGCCUGCCCCACCCAGCAGGUCAAGAAACGCUUCGAGGUGAUGGAUCCCGUGGAUGUGAACACCCCGGAAUUGCUGUCCCCAGUUGCAGCCAAGAAGGAGAAGAAGGUGUCUUGUAUGUUCAUCCCGGACGGGCGCGUGUCUGUCAGCGCCCAGAUCGACAGGAAAGGCUUCUGUGAAGGCGACGAGAUCUGCAUCAACGCGGACUUUGAGAACACGUGCUCGCGCAUCGUGGUGCCCAAGGCGGCCAUCGUGGCCAAGCACACCUACCUGGCCAACGGCCAGACCAAGGUCUUCUGCCAGAAACUCUCCUGUGUCCGUGGCAACCACAUCAUCUCGGGCACCUCCGAGUCCUGGCGCGGCAAAACCAUCCGCGUGCGCAAGCUCAAACCCUCCAUCCUGGGCUGCAACAUCCUGCGUGUGGAGUAUUUCCUGCAGUAUCUACGUCAGCGUCCCGGGCUCCAAGAAAUCAUCCUGGAGCUGCCGCUGGUCAUCGGGAGCCGCUCGGGCAUCGGGAGCCGCAGCUCCAGCAUGGCCAGUCAGACCAGUUCCGAGAUGAGCUGGGUCGACCUGAACCUCCCGGAUGCUCCAGAGGGUGACCCCCCCUGCUAUCUGGACAUCGUUCCCGAGGAUCACCGGCUGGAGAGCCCCACCACUCCGCUCCUGGAUGAUCCCGACGGGUUCGACAGCCCCAUCUUCAUGUACGCGCCGGAGUUCAAGUUCAUGCCCCCCCCCUACACGGAGGUGGAUCCCUGCGUCGCCAACAACAACGUGCACUGAGCGCCGCGGCCGGCGGGUCGCUCCCGCUUAUCCCGGACUCGGCUCCGUGUGCCGCCCGCCCGCGGCAGGGCACCUGCUCCCAAGGAACUGCCACAUUCCCGGGGAAC